AUGGCGCCGAAAGCAAGGAACGAGGGUUGCGAGAGUGCAAGAGUACAAGAGAGAAGGACAACCAGAGAUAAACAGCCAGCCUGCACUCCCAUGAAGGCCAAAUCUGUGUACCUCACUGGGAAACUCAUAUGUGGCGGGACAAGCGUGUCGAGGAGCAUGCGCGUAACGCCACAGUUGACUGCAAUUGUGCACCCCAAGUGGAUCAGGGGAGGGCGAUCGCGGCCGCAGGAGGCAACUAGGGAGCGAUGGUUUCACUCUAGCAGAGUCUUGGGUCAUGACGUGCGGAAGAUUAAGGAUGUUGCUCGUGAGGACGCCAAGGGCGAGGAGGGCAAGCCGGACGACGAGGCCAACCACCGAGAGGCGCUCAACGUGACGUACCUUGGACUCGGGAAGAACAUUGUGUUGUGCGUCGGGAAAGGCGUUUUCGGCGUCACCGCCAACUCCUCGGCUCUCAUAGCCGACGCCAUUCACUCGCUCUCCGACAUGGUCGCUGACCUUGUCGCCCUCGCCACCCUCAAAGUUGCACAUCUUCCAGCAGACAAGAAAUACCCCUACGGGCACGGCAAGUUCGAGUCCAUCGGGGCCCUGUGUGUGUCGAGCAUGCUUGUUGCUGCUGGCGGUGGGCUUGCCUAUCACUCUGUCGAGCUGCUGCAGGCGGUGGAGGGAGCAGCGGUACCCACGGCUGCAGCGCUGUGGAUCAGCAUGGCGGCGAUCGGGCUCAACGAGGCUCUGUUCCACAUCACGCUCAAGGCUGGCAACCGAGCAAGAAGUCAGACAGUGAUAGCCAACGCCUGGCAUCAUCGAUCAGACGCCUUGUCUUCUGUGGUUGCCAUGGUCGGUAUUGGCGCAGCCAUGUCCGGCUAUCCCAUCAUGGACCCGAUCGCUGCUGGAGUCGUUGGACUCAUGAUAGCAAAGACCGGAGGAGAGAUGGUCCUUCAGAGCGUGCGGGAACUCACUGACGCCAACGAGGAGGAUUUCAUUGAGGCUCUGGCAGAGACCAUAGGAGCAGUUCCAGGUGUCUCGAGGAUUCAAGCUGUCCGCCAUCGCCGUAUGGGUCCUUAUCACAUCGUCGAUGCUCAGAUCGAAGUUCAGUGCGAGUUGUCUGUGUCUGCUGCGUCCCAGGUCGCUGACUCGGCUCGAGCUGCAGUGAAGCGCGAAAUGCCGGAGGUUGUUUUGCAGGCUCUGCUCGCACGACUGACCUGA
Messenger RNA from Guillardia theta CCMP2712, 1203 nucleotides. RefSeq lists its product as hypothetical. Gene Ontology annotation, biological process: transmembrane transport; monoatomic cation transport. The transcript is spliced from 12 exons. Gene Ontology annotation, molecular function: monoatomic cation transmembrane transporter activity. Gene Ontology annotation, cellular component: membrane. The coding region runs from base 1 to 1203 and encodes 400 amino acids. Lineage: Eukaryota; Cryptophyceae; Pyrenomonadales; Geminigeraceae. The record is from RefSeq and is a predicted model, not a curated record.